This is a messenger RNA of Anopheles merus, 2397 nucleotides long. RefSeq names its product cyclin-dependent kinase-like 1. The record is from RefSeq and is a predicted model, not a curated record. Gene Ontology annotation, biological process: protein phosphorylation. Lineage: Eukaryota; Metazoa; Arthropoda; Insecta; Diptera; Culicidae. The transcript has 5 exons. Gene Ontology annotation, molecular function: cyclin-dependent protein serine/threonine kinase activity; ATP binding. Bases 882 to 2165 code for a protein of 427 amino acids. Gene Ontology annotation, cellular component: nucleus.
UUUACGGUUGAGAGGGGCGGAAGAUAUUGGAAAAGGGUUGUUUCCUGGUAGUAACGAAACUACUCCAUGACGACAUAACCACAACGUUCGAUUUGUUUCCGAAAGCCCGUUCUACACGCUGUGUGAAGACGUUGUAACCGCCAAACAAUGUUCAAACUAAGGUGCCGUGUCGCCGUAGGGCAGGAAGACGGUGAACACCAUCAUCGUGUGAAGCGGCCCAACGUCGCACAGAAUAUUGAUUUUACUUGCAAUCUUACCCACCCAUCGCUACCAUAUAGUACGGGUGCGGUAGUCGUGCUUUCUCUCUGACCACUCCACGACUACUAGGGUUCAGCAUGUGCGCUAGUACACUUACCUCCGAGCGACCUGUCCAAGCUGGUUUGAAUAAUGUUCACGUGGAAGAGGGACAAGAGUCCCUGGUUUGUGAGAGUGCGCGUAGGUAAUGCGCUUUCUGCUCGCUCCCUGACAUUGAAGGGUCCAACGGCCCGGGUUGCUGGGACGGCCUCUACGCCCAAAACCCAACCAAGGCUAGUUGAAGAACGUUUGCGUUUCGAAUCGAAGGACUCGUGUGAAGGAUUCCGCGGUCCGCAGCUGGUUUCUCUCGUGCUCACGCGGUGGAAUUUUCCUGAAUCCGAACAAUCUUCCGUCCGUCGAUCCGUGAGCACGACUGACCCCACGCUGUACAAAAAGGCUUUUCUGCUCUUCCCGCACAAAGAGCGCUGAUUGAUAGAAGGAAAGAGGGAGAGAAAGCUUCACUGGUCAGGCGAUUUUCCCAUUUAGCGAUUCGGCACCGUCACUGGAGUCCACCCCAGCAAACCCUCAGUGUCCAGUUACGGUGUGUUUGCGACUAUGCGCGACCGCCAGUCAGUACACGCUGGAGAAUGUUCCAGGGCACAACGCUAGGAUUCGUUCGGUCGCGCACGGUCCUGCACAGUUUCCCCGAGCAAGUAGUGUCCGGACAUUGCGGCUGUGCUGCGUCAUCCCAUCAUCCGCGGGACGAUUGGCCGGCACAGCGGCCGGCGGCUUACCCACCACUUACCGGCCCCCUCGCUUACGGCAGCAUGUUCGUCCUGUCGACCCUGUUUUCCAGAUCGCGCGGCAGCAGUAGGAUGGACCGGUACGAGAAGCUCAGCCGGCUCGGCGAAGGUUCGUACGGGGUGGUGUACAAGUGCCGGGACCGCGAGACGGGGUCGCUCGUCGCGGUCAAGCGCUUCGUCGAGUCGGAGGACGAUCCAGCCAUACGCAAGAUCGCGCUGCGGGAGAUACGCCUGCUGAAGAACCUGAAGCACCCGAACCUGGUCUGCCUGCUGGAGGUGUUCCGGCGGAAGCGUCGCCUUCAUCUGGUGUUUGAGUUUUGCGAACACACCGUCCUGCACGAGCUGGAGCGACAUCCGGAGGGUUGUCCAGAUAAUCUAACCAAGCAGAUCACGUACCAAACCAUCCAGGGUGUUGCCUACUGUCACAAGCAGGGUUGUCUGCACCGGGACAUCAAGCCGGAAAACAUUCUGCUUACGGCACAGGGGCAGGUGAAGCUGUGCGAUUUCGGUUUCGCUCGGAUGCUUAGCCCUGGUGAAAAUUAUACAGACUAUGUAGCAACGCGAUGGUACCGAGCGCCGGAACUGCUGGUCGGCGACACACAGUACGGUACGCCGGUGGACGUGUGGGCCAUCGGGUGUGUGUUUGCCGAGCUGGUGCGCGGUGAUGCCCUCUGGCCCGGCCGCAGCGACGUCGAUCAGCUCUACCUGAUACGGCGCACACUCGGCGAUCUACUACCUCGGCAUCUGGCCAUCUUCAAUCAGAACGAGUUCUUUAAGGGUAUAACGCUUCCCGUGCCACCGACACUGGAAACGCUCGAAGCCAAGAUGCCAUCCCGUACCUUAGCCAAUCCGUUGAUGAUGGAUUUUCUUAAGAAAUGCUUGGACAAGGAUCCCGCCAAACGCUGGUCCUGCGAGCGGUUGGCUACGCAUCCGUACUUCGAAGACUACAUCACCAAGCAGAAGGAGAUCGAGCAGACGAUUACGCUCGAGCAGAAGCAGACGGGCACGCGGGAACUAAAGCCGAAGACUUCGAACACCUCGCUACCGCAGCUACCCGGCACGCAGGAGUCGCGCGUCCCGCAGAAGAAUCUGUUCCUGCGCUCCGACCACCACUUGCCAACCAUCUAAAGCGAGGGGUGUGCGUUCAACCAUGUGGGGGAAGGGUGGGUGGUGGUGAGGAAGUGUUUUUUUUCCUCUUUUUUGUACUGGAAUUUCUUACCCGAUUCAAUGCAAACGCCAACUUGUUUGCCCAGCUGUGGUGACAAACAUGUCGGGGGCUUCUUCACUUUACUAUGUUGUGACCAGCGUAGAAGUUAACACCCUUUCAUUCUUAGCAGCAACAUGAAGCGUUUGCGUGUCA